Daldinia vernicosa is the source of this 2546-nucleotide messenger RNA. Its product is annotated as carboxypeptidase s. Gene Ontology annotation, molecular function: metallocarboxypeptidase activity. NCBI's taxonomy places the organism in Eukaryota, Fungi, Ascomycota, Sordariomycetes, Xylariales, Hypoxylaceae. The record is from RefSeq and is a predicted model, not a curated record. Gene Ontology annotation, cellular component: fungal-type vacuole lumen. The transcript has 2 exons. Bases 150 to 1862 code for a protein of 570 amino acids.
GGUUUGUGAACGUGGGGUCCGUGCCGCGAAAUCCGGUCCUCGGCUGCGUUUCGAUCCAUCUUUGAUAAGAGAGCAGAACAUUGCAUUUGCAUAGGAAGUAAUAUAGAUGGUUUUAAUCCUUCUUAUACUUCCUCUUAAUCAAUAGUUCUAUGAUGCGUGAAAAAGGAGAUAUUCUACCGCAGUCAAUUGCCGUGGCCUCGCGCCCUCAUUCGAGAUCGAUUUGGGUGACAUUAGUUCAAGUCGUGGCCGCCUUGGUACUGCUAAGGAACGCUUAUGAUGUAUUCUUUUCUUCACGCACGAGGCAUUCCGCAUUGGAUAAGUUAGCACAUUGCCCGCAGGCCGAACCUCUUUUUCCGCGACAUGAUAGUCCUGCGCUCUCCAAGUUAGAGGAUUACAUUACCUCGCCUAUCUUUCUUAAUGAAACGGUAGUUCGCCUAGCCGGAGCAAUCAAGAUUCCCACGCAGUCGUAUGAUGACCUUGGACCCGUUGGAGAAGAUGAGCGAUGGGACAUCUUGUUUGAUUUCGCCGCGUAUCUAGAAAAGACAUUUCCACUCAUUCAUAAGACCUUGACACUUCAAAAGGUCAACACUCAUGGGCUAUUAUACACUUGGCAGGGAUCGGACGAGACCUUGAAACCGACUGUCUUCAUGGCCCAUCAAGAUGUCGUCCCCGUAGCUGAGUCGACUGUUGACCAAUGGACGCACCCCCCCUUUAGCGGCUAUUUCGAUGGUCAUUUUAUCUGGGGUCGGGGAUCUUCCGACUGUAAGAAUAACCUCAUCGGUAUUAUGGAGGCCGUCGAGUUGCUCAUAGAUGCGGGCUUCGAACCAAAGAGAACUUUAGUCCUAUCCUUUGGGUUUGACGAAGAGAUUUCAGGGAGACAAGGAGCUGCACAGCUCGCCAAAACAUUAGUUUCCCAAUAUGGAAAAGAUGGUGCUGCAGUCAUUGUGGACGAGGGGGCUGGAACGUCAACUGUUUGGGGUUCUUCAUUUGCCCUUCCUGGCGUUGCUGAAAAGGGCGCGAUAGAUGUUGAAAUCAUCAUCCGUAUGCCUGGUGGUCAUUCGUCAGUUCCUCCUGCGCAUAAUGGAAUAGGGGUCAUGGCGGAACUUAUCACUACCAUCGAAGCCAACCCAUACGAGCCACGCCUACACCCCGAGAACCCUUUCCUUAGUCUCCUGCAAUGUGGUGCUGCUCACGGUACAGAAUUCCCUUCCAAGCUAAAGAAGCUUCUCCCAUCUCAUGACGAGCGAGCUAAGAAGGAUAAGCUUGCUUUAGAGGCAGCAAAGGAGGGUGAUAUUGUUAAGUAUCUGUUUACAACAUCGGUAGCGCCUGAUAUAAUUAGCGGGGGCGUCAAGAGCAAUGCACUACCCGAACGUAUUCGAGUACUUGUCGACCACCGAGUCAAUGUUGGCGAGCAUUCGUCUGAUGUACAAAAGAAGCUAAUAAGGUUAGCCGAACAAAUUGCUGAUAAGCAUAACCUCACGGUUCACGCCUUCAACGACGAGCCAGAAACGCCUCGAUCUAUUACCCUCAACUUAAUGCCAAACACACUAGAACCUGCGCCGGUAACGCCAACGUCUGUUGAUGGGGUGACGCCAUACUCGGUGCUCUCUGGAACUAGUAGAGCUCUUUACGGCGAGAACCUUGUUGUUUCACCAGGAAUUAUGACAGGAAAUACUGACACAAGAUAUUACUGGGACUUAACAAAGCAUAUCUUUCGGUAUGGUCCUGGCUGGGAUCCCGAACAGGAAGGGCUCGAUGGAAUACACACUGUCGACGAGAAGCUUAGUAUCUUUGCGCAUAUUAAAGGUGUUCAAUGGUACAGCCUUUUUAUUAGAAAUAUGGACGAGGCGGAAUUGGCAUAAAUCAAGCCAACAUACCUAUCUCAUUAUAUCAACAUAUCUGGUGUAAUAAAUAUGUCGACCUCCGAAAUACUUGGGGAGUAUUAUUCACAUCAAUAAAAUACGUUGGAACUUACUUACAGAUUGUUUCAAUUAUUAUCAAGGGGUUUCAAAGCCACCUAAGGCAAACUAUCUCUUUAUCCUACCUCAUAUCAAGUCUUUGAAUCUAGGACAACUGUAACUCAAAGAGUUUGGAAGCAAUGCGUCCCUAUUGGAGCCCAUUCCAUCUUCAAAACAGGUAAAUUCCCGUCAUAAAUCCCACAACCUAUCCCUAAAUUCGAACCAAUCAGACAAUUAUGGACGUGGUGCGUGCCCACGACUCAACCAAUAUUCCCUUCGCAUAUCAUCGGUCAUCGUGUCUGAUAAAACUGCCUGUACGACUUUAGCUUCAGGGUAGAGACCUACGUCUUCGAGGAGAUCGUAAACGUCGUACCAAGAGGGAUGUCUCUCUGAAAUUUUACAGUCAAGAAUUAUCUUGAAGAAAUCUUCAUGACUGGCAGUUAUAGCGAACUGGCAAAGACCUACCGCAAUCCUUGCAUAAGCAACAACUCCAACUGGGUCAACCAUGCUGGCAGCCUGGCGGAACUCAAUUGUUCUUUUAUAUUCUCUUUCGAGCUGUAUGAAGCUGUACGCUCCUUUCCUCUGUCC